This is a messenger RNA of Ipomoea triloba (trilobed morning glory), 414 nucleotides long. Its product is annotated as protein PELPK2-like. The transcript has a single exon. Lineage: Eukaryota; Viridiplantae; Streptophyta; Magnoliopsida; Solanales; Convolvulaceae. The record is from RefSeq and is a predicted model, not a curated record. Bases 1 to 414 code for a protein of 137 amino acids.
AUGGGCAAUAAUCUGGGUAGCCAUGUGAAGACCCAUGUGCUGAGGAAUGUGGUGAGUUGUGUUGUAAGGCAAAUGGCGUCGGUGGAAGCUCGUAAUCUCCUGGAAGCCACCCAGGCCGACGACGACCUUCCGGAUAAUGAGCCUGAUCUUUCAGAGCCUCAACACCCCGUAGAAUUGCCCCAUUUUCCUUCUCUUCCUCAGCCCACGUUGCCGUCACUGCCGCAGCCGCAGUUGCCGACUUUACCACUGCCGGAGUUGCCUUCUCUGCCCAUUCCACAGCUCCCAUCGUUGCCUUCGCUGCCGUCGAUUCCUCAGUUUCCAUCCAUUCCUACAUUUCCAAACCCAUCACUUGCAGCAUCCAAAGCUUNCUUCCGGAUAAUGAGCCUGAUCUUUCAGAGCCUCAACACCCCGUAG